AUGGCUGAAGAAACUAGGUGGUGUGGCAUCUGUAAGAAAGAGAAACCGAACGAUGCAUUUCGAACAUCUGAAGGUUCGGGGAAGGACUUUUACAAAAUGUGUGAGCCUUGCCGCACAAAGUACCGAAAUAAAUCGCGAGUUAAAAGGGCGCGCGCAAACCGGGGACGAGAUUCGCCAUAUCAUCCUUCCGAGCCAGCACCUCAAACUAGCACCGACCUCACCAACUCAGAGACGAGAGUUAUCCCUGAAAGCACCGGUGCGGCACAAUCUACCCCCAUGCCUGAGCAACCAAGUUGUACACACGCAGAUCCCAGCCACCAGAGUCGAGUCACAGUUGCACCGCCCGUUGUCGAAAGUUCUAUACAAAGCACAACAACUACCACUGUCAUCACCAUCUCAACCACCACCGUCUCUAAGAAUGGGGAGGAAACCUCAAACAAACCAGGGGAAGAUGCGAAGACCGCAGCAGAUGGCAUCCAACAGGUCAAAGAUGAAGACCUAGAGGCAGUUUCGAAUGGACCCGAAUCCGAGCAGCAAAGCGAAAUCGGCACAGGUACGAACCAGAACCCUGAAUUCUUUGGCUGUCUGCAUUGUGAGAAACUGCGUCCGUGGAACAUGGCAGGACUUCACAUCUGUUUGUUGUGCAUUCGGGACUGGAAGUGGUGUGCGAAGGGGGCCCACAAGCAAGCCAAAGCGAGCUUCAUCUGGGACGGUAAGGAGCAUGAUGAGUGCUAUAUGUGUCAAUAUGCAGGCACGUAG
Molecule: messenger RNA, 759 nt
Organism: Penicillium verrucosum
Lineage: Eukaryota; Fungi; Ascomycota; Eurotiomycetes; Eurotiales; Aspergillaceae
Exons: 2
Coding region: 1-759 (252 amino acids)
Source: RefSeq, a predicted model, not a curated record